CGGUUGUUCGUUGCGCUCAGGCUCCGGCGAGGACUGUCUCCGCCUCCUCUUCCCGCGACCUCCUUAGUCCUCAGCAUCUUCCUCGCGCUCCUUAAAAGAACCCCCUCAAGCCCCACCCGCGGAAACGAGGCCUCGGAAAUUCAGGGGAGUGGCUGUGGGGGCUCGUCGCGGCUCCCCGCUCGGCCAGCCCCUCUUCCUAGAUAUGGUCUGAUCCCCAUUGUAAAAGCUGCGCCCUGAAGAGGAGGAGAGUGGUGUUCCCGGCUUGGGGCUGCAGGAAUCUCUUCGUGCCGACGCUCUUGCAUUAUUUUAGGGUGGGGUGGGGAGGGCCCUGGAUUUUGAGGAGUGGGGGUGGGCGGGGAGGAGGACCGGUGGGGAAAGGACUCUGUGAGGGAGCCGGUGAAAGACUAUGGGGAAGGACCAGGAGCUGCUGGAAGCUGCCCGCACUGGAAAUGUGGCUCUGGUGGAGAAACUCCUGUCUGGCAGGAAAGGAGGGAUCCUGGGCGGUGGAUCCGGACCCUUGCCCCUGUCUAAUCUGCUAAGCAUCUGGCGAGGCCCCAAUGUGAACUGCACAGACAGUUCGGGUUACACUGCUUUACACCAUGCAGCCUUAAAUGGACAUAAGGACAUAGUUCUCAAACUACUUCAGUAUGAGGCAUCAACAAAUGUAGCAGACAACAAAGGUUAUUUUCCCAUUCAUCUGGCUGCCUGGAAAGGAGAUGUAGAAAUUGUGAAGAUUCUUAUUCAUCAUGGACCAUCACAUUCCAGAGUCAAUGAACAGAACAAUGAAAAUGAAACUGCCCUGCACUGUGCAGCUCAAUAUGGACACUCAGAAGUAGUUGCUGUUCUUCUAGAAGAGCUCACCGAUCCUACCAUCAGGAACAGUAAGCUAGAAACACCUUUGGAUCUGGCAGCCCUCUAUGGACGACUUAGGGUGGUCAAAAUGAUCAUUAGUGCACACCCUAACUUAAUGAGCUGCAACACUAGAAAGCACACGCCACUCCACCUGGCUGCUCGCAAUGGUCACAAAGCAGUCGUUCAGGUGCUGUUGGAAGCAGGAAUGGAUGUGAGCUGUCAAACAGAAAAGGGGAGUGCACUUCAUGAAGCAGCGUUAUUUGGAAAGGUGGAUGUUGUGAGAGUUCUGUUAGAAACAGGAAUUGAUGCCAACAUAAAGGAUAGCUUAGGUAGAACUGUCUUAGACAUUCUGAAAGAACAUCCAUCUCAGAAAUCUCUCCAGAUUGCAACACUCUUACAAGAAUAUUUGGAAGGCGUGGGAAGAUCAGCAGUCCUUGAAGAGCAUGUACAAGAAGAUACAACACAAGAAAUACAUAUUUCAUCUCCUGCUGAGUCUCCUUCCCAAAAGACUAAGAGUGAAACUGUGACUGGAGAAUUAUCAAAACUCUUGGAUGAAAUAAAACUCUGUCAGGAAAAGGAUUAUUCAUUUGAAGAUUUGUGCCACACAAUAUCAGACCACUACUUAGAUAAUUUGAGCAAGAUUUCAGAGGAAGAACUUGGGAAAAAUGGAAGCCAGAGUGUAAGAACUUCAUCUACAAUAAAUUUGUCACCAGGAGAAGUGGAAGAAGAAGAUGAUGAUGAAAACACUUGUGGGCCCUCAGGACUCUGGGAAGCAUUAACUCCUUGUAAUGGAUGUAGGAACCUUGGCUUCCCCAUUCUUGCACAGGAGUCCUAUCCAAAGAAGAGGAAUUACACUAUGGAAAUUGUACCAUCUGCUUCUCUGGAUACAUUUCCUUCGGAAAAUGAGAACUUUCUAUGUGAUCUCACGGACAUAGCCGUUACAAAAAAACCUUGCUCCUUAGAAAUUGCAAGGGCCCCUUCUCCAAGAACUGAUAAUGCAUCUGAGGUAGCAAUUACUGCUCCAGGAAGUAGUAACCAUAGAAACAGCUCGACAGGCCCAACACCUGACUGCUCACCUCCAUCCCCUGACACUGCCCUCAAAAAUAUUGUAAAAGUUAUUCGACCCCAGCCUAAACAACGAACAUCUAUUGUGUCUUCUCUGGAUUUUCAUCGAAUGAAUCACAACCAAGAAUAUUUCGAAAUCAACACAUCUGCAGGGUGUGCAAGCUUUACUUCCAGCCCCCCUGUUAGUCCACCCACCUCUUCUGUGGGAACCACAGAAGUCAAGAACGAGGAAACUGGCCAUACAGAUGACCCUUCUCAACAGGAAGACAGUGAUCCUCCAAGAGAAUAUGAUCCUGGGCAAUUUGCAGGCCUUCUCCAUGGAUCCUCUCCAGCCUGUGAGUCCCCUGAAAAUCCAUUUCAUCUCUACGGGAAAAGAGAUGAACGUGAAGAAGGACAAGAGGAAGUCAGUUUGGCAAAUAGUCCUCUGCCUUUCAAAAAGUCUCCAAUAGCAAAUAACUCAGAAACUUUGGUAAAGAAAAUUAAACCCAAAGUGGUCAGUCGAACAAUUUUUCACAAAAAAAGCAACCAACUUGAAAACCAUACCAUUGUUGGCACAAGAACAGCUAGGAGUGGAUCCCGGAAUGGGGACCAGUGGAUUGUGAACACAGGAGGGUUUGUGGAGCGAGCCUGUACCUUGGGGAGAAUAAGGUCAUUGCCAAAAGCCCUAAUUGAUAUGCAUUUAUCAAAAAAUGUCUCUAAAUCGGAUUCUGAUCUCAUUGCAUACCCUUCAAAUGAGAAAACAUCAAGGGUUAACUGGAGUGAAUCUUCAACUGCCGAACAUAGUUCUAAAGGGAAUUCUGAAAGAACACCAUCCUUCACUUCUGAAUGGGAAGAAAUUGACAAAAUAAUGAAUUCCAUAGAUGUUGGAAUUAACAGUGAACUUAAAGAAAUGAACGGUGAGACCACAAGACCCAGAUGCCCCGUCCAAACAGUGGGACAAUGGUUGGAAAGCAUUGGGCUACCUCAGUACGAGAACCACCUGAUGGCUAAUGGAUUUGACAAUGUACAGUUUAUGGGAAGCAAUGUUAUGGAAGAUCAGGAUUUGUUGGAAAUCGGAAUCCUUAAUUCUGGGCACAGACAAAGAAUUCUACAGGCAAUCCAGCUCCUUCCAAAGAUGAGACCCAUUGGCCACGAUGGCUAUCAUCCCACUUCUGUCGCUGAGUGGCUGGAUUCCAUUGAGCUAGGUGACUACACCAAAGCCUUUCUAAUUAAUGGCUACACAUCGAUGGACCUGUUGAAAAAAAUCUGGGAGGUUGAACUUAUUAACGUUUUAAAAAUCAAUUUGAUUGGCCACAGGAAACGUAUUUUGGCCUCUCUGGGAGACAGGCUGCACGACGACCCACCACAGAAGCCCCCUCGGUCCAUCACCCUCAGGGAUCCCAGUGGUAAUCACACUCCUCCUCAGUUGUCUCCAUCACUUAGCCAAAGCACUUACACCACUGGUGGCUCCCUAGACGUUCCUCACAUUAUCAUGCAGGGCGAUGCAAGGAGGAGAAGAAAUGAAAACUACUUUGAUGAUAUUCCCCGAUCAAAACUGGAGAGGCAGAUGGCCCAGCAAGCCAUCCAGAUGACAGAAGGGAUGGAAAGCAAAGAUGUCUGGGGAGCGGGGGAUGCCACUGUCACCGGACAGAGAGAUGUUAAAUUUCUGCAGUCGUCUGUCUGUGAGAUAUGGACGAAUCAGAACGCUGGAUUUCCUUUCUCAGCCAUCCAUCAGGUUCAUAAUACAGGAGACUGGGGAGAACCUUCCAUUACCUUGCGACCUCCAAAUGAAGCCACGGCCUCAACUCCAGUACAAUACUGGCAACAUCACCCAGAAAAGCUCAUCUUCCAAUCGUGUGAUUACAAAGCUUUUUAUUUAGGUUCUAUGCUGAUAAAAGAGCUCAGAGGGACAGAAUCAACCCAAGAUGCCUGUGCAAAAAUGCGGGCUAACUGUCAGAAGUCUACAGAGCAAAUGAAGAAGGUCCCCACUAUUAUUCUUUCGGUCUCUUAUAAAGGAGUCAAAUUUAUUGAUGCAACAAAUAAGAACAUAAUUGCUGAGCAUGAAAUUCGUAAUAUCUCCUGUGCUGCGCAGGACCCGGAAGACCUCUCAACAUUUGCUUAUAUCACAAAAGAUUUGAAGUCCAAUCACCACUACUGUCACGUGUUUACCGCCUUUGAUGUGAAUUUAGCCUACGAAAUCAUCCUAACACUGGGACAGGCAUUUGAAGUUGCUUACCAACUCGCACUACAAGCAAGAAAAGGGGGCCAUUCCUCUACACUUCCAGAAAGCUUUGAAAACAAACCCUCCAAACCCAUCCCCAAGCCUCGUGUCAGCAUUCGCAAGUCAGUGAUCGACCCAUCUGAGCAAAAGACUUUGGCCAAUCUGCCGUGGAUCGUGGAGCCGGGACAAGAAGCCAAGAGAGGAAUUAAUACCAAGUAUGAAACCACAAUUUUCUGAUACUCACCAUCCUCCUGUCCUCG
Messenger RNA from Ailuropoda melanoleuca (giant panda), 4377 nucleotides. It is a transcript of the gene ANKS1B, whose product is annotated as ankyrin repeat and sterile alpha motif domain containing 1B. Gene Ontology annotation, cellular component: cytosol. Lineage: Eukaryota; Metazoa; Chordata; Mammalia; Carnivora; Ursidae. The record is from RefSeq and is a predicted model, not a curated record. Gene Ontology annotation, molecular function: ephrin receptor binding. Gene Ontology annotation, biological process: ephrin receptor signaling pathway. The transcript is spliced from 28 exons. Bases 407 to 4354 code for a protein of 1315 amino acids.